Molecule: messenger RNA, 1158 nt
Organism: Astyanax mexicanus (Mexican tetra)
Lineage: Eukaryota; Metazoa; Chordata; Actinopteri; Characiformes; Acestrorhamphidae
Exons: 7
Coding region: 1-1158 (385 amino acids)
Source: RefSeq, a predicted model, not a curated record
AUGGAAGUAUAUCCAAAACUUCGAGAAGGUGGUGGUGAGCUUCUCAAAAUUGCUGGAUCUACUCGCAGUCGAAGUCUGACAUUGCUCCCGUGUCCCAACCCUGGAUACACACUUGCCAAUCUGAAAGAUCCAGCUACAAUGAUUGGACAGGCUACAAUCUACAUACGCCCACUUCAACAAGACCUGCCUUUGGACUCUGAAGGUGCUCAUCGUGCCUCUGGUCCAGUCAUCUCCUGCCUCACUUGUCAGAGGGGAGUUCUUUUCUCAGAAAUGAAAGUGCACAGGGACAUCUGUAUAGGGACAUCCGUUCAGGAAUCAGAUAGGGAUGGAGAAGAAAGUCAUGGGGAGGCUUAUGUUAGGGAACCGGAUGUGGUCAGUGAGAGUUUCCCAGUAAGGCCGGAGUCAGCAGGGACAUCUGUUGCAAGUGCAGUAGUUGUGACUGACAGUGAAGAGUUUGAGCACAGAGCAUCAGACUGUGAAUGGGGGCUGAUUGAAAAUCCAGCUCAAGCUUCCAAAGUUUUCAAGGAGAGCUUACUUAUGGAACAUGCAUCUGGAAAGCCACUUAAACUAAAGAUGGAUAUGAGGGACACUGAGGAAGACCGAGAGCGUGCACUUCUGUCAUUCUAUAAACAGCAACGUGAAUGGGCAUGUCCUCUUCAAUGUGCCCUUGAUGGGGAUGCUGCUGUUGGACAGGGAGUGGUGCGAUAUUUUCUGACAACAAUAAUAUCCAAACUUCAGUUUGGAUUCAGUCUAAAUCUCGGUGGCACAGGUCGAACGCUGUUAUUUGAGGGUCAGCCUGACCACCUCGUUCCAGCCACAUCAGAGGCCCUUAUUGAAAGCAAUCUCUUCCAGGUUGCUGGAAGGAUGUUGGCUCAUUCCUUCUUGCAUGAUGGCCCAUGUGUGACAGGAUUAAGUCCGGCUAUAAUCCAUGUGUUGUUCAAUGGGGACCCAGAAAUUGCAACAAUUGUCACAGAAGACUGUCCCGAUCUACACAUCAGGAGCAUAAUAGAAAUGCUUGAAACUGAAGAACUUACUCAGGAGCAGGAGGACACUGUCUCAAAUCUAUCCAUGUCGUGGGAUCUUCCAGCAGUCACAAAAACAAAUAGGAGAUGGCUACAGAACAAACUGUUGGUCCAUGCUGUAAGUUCAUGCUACUAG